Porites evermanni is the source of this 3204-nucleotide messenger RNA. The record is from the annotation of a GenBank genome assembly. Lineage: Eukaryota; Metazoa; Cnidaria; Anthozoa; Scleractinia; Poritidae.
AUGGGCUGUUCUGCGUCAUUUCCGAAUCAUACCACUCCUUGGAAAAAACCAACUUGCGCCCCAGGGGAUUUUCAAAUUGCUUCAGUUUCUUUAUCGCAUAACACCAAGAAUACUUUACGAGAAUCAUGGAAACUCGUGGAACCAGUUAAAACCGAGACAGGAAAAGCCAUGUUUAUGAGGUAAGAUAAGCAAGUGAUCUCGACUCGGCGGCAGUUUCUCCCAGCGUUUAUGUAACUGAGCUUAGCAUGUUCUAAAAAAUCUUCACUGCUGAAUUUCACUUCGUUAAUAUAAUUAAUUAUGCUGUUCAAGGAUGAAGUGGAACCAGUUUAAGUCUAUAAUGCAGAAAUCCUAUAGUGCCGACCUUUCAAAGUGAAAGCCGUUACUAAGCAGUUUAAUUUUCCUGUGGUGUAUGUUUAUAUCUAUAGCACAGGUGUAUUUUCAGCUUUAAACCCGAUGGUGAAUAUAAUUUUUAACGUGAAGGCUUUUUUAGUUCACCAUGCUAUAGCAUAUGAUAUAGCCAAUUCAUAGAUGACGCUGUUAUAGUGUUGAUUCUUUCUCGUUCUAAAAAAUUUACUCGAAUAAAAUGAAUGAAAGUAAACUCUCAAAAAGGUUCCAUGUUUCAUUCAGGUGCCAGUAUAUUUAAAGCCGUCUGUAUUUAGAUAACACUGACGUCAGAUCACACAACAAAAUAUUUAUUUUUCGGCUCAGUCCUUCUUUAUAUUGUCAACUUUUUCCCGCUGACUUACCAACAUAUAAUUUCUCAUGAUUUGGGUACUUUUGAAGUGGUACUAGUGUCGCAAUUAGAAUCUUAACUUAAGGUUUUGUGCACCUGGAAAAGUUCUAAUGAAUCAUUUUAAGCAGGUGUCUUCAUUGACUUGUUGUAAUAUUUUACGUUAGAAAUAAUAAUCAAAAGUGCACCUAUAGGCUUAGUGAAGUCCCAUUGAAUAUUACGGGAGGAAAACGUCGAAAAACCAGACGUAAUGCCUUCCUGAACGAGUAGUCUACAAGGAAAUCAAAGUAUUUUUCGACUGGUUUUGCCCGAGAGUGUUUUUACUGUUUGACCAAUAAAAAGAAAAAACAUAAAAAUGCGUAAGACGCUGAAACCUAGGAAAUAACAGUUGUUAACCAAUAUAGAUCGUUUGAUUAAACAUGGUGUGUGACUUAAGAAAAAGAAAAUAAAUGCAUGAAUAGUAAAAACAAAGUAAGGAUGUUUUGGGUUUAAAUACAAUAUACAUAUUACCGGUAAAUAAUAAAUCGACACUUGUUAACCCUUUUCGUUACUAUUUAUGAAGAUCCACAUACGGGACAUUGAGAAAACCGAGGUGACAGUACUGACGCGUAUUUCACAUUAAAGAGAGUUCCACUUUUGAAUAGCGUUAACUGCAUGUCAAUUCAGACCAGAAUUCAUAAAAACUGAGGGCCUGUUUACAUGGAGGUGGGGUACCCCAGAUAGGGGAGGUAACCCGCAUAGGUGGGGUAACCCGCCUUUCCAUAUAAUCUCUCAUUUUAAUUUGAUCACUUUUACGUGAUAGGUGGGGUAAUCCGCCACAUGUUACCUCACCUACCUGGGGUCCCCCACCUUCAUGUAAACAGGCCCUAAAAAUUGAAUUGUUUUAAAAUAACAAAAAGAAGUCGCUAGGGCAUAUCAUAUGAUAUCACAGCCGAAAAGACUUUGGAUUGUCACAACAUACACCACUUGGUCCAAACAGUAUCAAAAGAAAGUACUGCUCGGUAGCUUUUAUUUGAAUGGUCACACCGUAGGAUUUCAUCCACAGACUCAAAAGUUAGAACCACCUUGUACAGCGUAAUAAACAGUACCACAGGAAAGUACUGCUCAGUAGCUUUCAUUUGAAUGGUCACACCAUAGGAUUUCAUCCACAGACUCAAAAGUUAGAACCACCUUGUACAGCAUAAUAAACAGUACCACAGGAAAGUACUGCUCAGUAGCUUUCAUUUGAAUGGUCACACCAUAGGAUUUCAUCCACAGAUUCAAAAGUUAGAACCACGUUGUACAGCAUAAUAAACAGUACCACAGGAAAGUACUUCUCAGUUGCUUUUAUUUGAAUGCAAUCAUUACAUUCUACACUAAUCUAAAUCUAAGGAUGAAAUGUUUAACGCAAUCUUCUUAUGUUCUUUAGACUUUUUAAGACUCAUCCAAACAUCCAAGACACGUUUCCUUCAUUUAGAGGCGUCAGUCUUGACGAACUUAUGAAUUCCCGCUCGCUCUAUCUUCAUGCCAACCGAGUCAUGGCUGUGGUAGAAAACGCCAUCUCCGCUUUAGAUGAUGCUGACGAGGUUGUAGAGUCUCUUACAAAUUUGGGUAAAAAACAUCAACCGUGGUCACUCACACAGGAGCACUUUAGGGUAAAUCACUUUUUUGCCGUUAUAAUACGAUUCAUUUUUACUCUUGGCCAUUGGAAAACAUUUUAAUUCUUUUGUGAACGUGUUAGCCAUACAAGAAAUUUGCUCUUUUUAAAAUAAUUUCCUUGAGUCUCGCACCUCUUUCGAUGCCAUUUGAUAACAAUUUGAAAUGAAAAAUUUAUAUCAAAGGCCCACUUCUAAUUUAUAAUCAUGUGCCCAAUGUGGGACUCACGCUUCAGCCCGCGGCCCUUAAAAGCCUUCAAAAUUGGACCAUUUUUGGCCCUAGUAGACUUCCAGGCUAUGUAUAGAUACAUCUCUUGUGCCGAAAAAACCCAGCCAAUCAGGAAAAGAGCAUUAUUUCCAGAAAAUGGUGGAUGGCAAAGUAUAGAAAAAUUACUUUAACCCAUAUAUUGGAUAGUAGCUCAGCGUCCACCCAAGUUAAGAGUCAUCAAAAUCAAGCAAAGAACAGAUUCUAUUUAUGACAAACAAGGUAAAUGUUAGUGAGAAAAGAGCAAUCUAGUUCUGUCACACUUAUUCAGUGACUUAGUUUCAAAGGCGCGCAAUCUCGUAAUAGCUGUUGAAGGAAGCGAUACUGUUUCCAAAACAAUCCCAGUGUGUACUUUGACACAAGACAGAACUUCCAGGGUGAUGAGAUCUUGCUUGAAAAGUAACUUAAAUAUUUUCGUUCUUCAAAUUCGUCAGGUUCUAGGUGAUGCACUUUUGUGGGCGUUACAGGAAAUGCUAAACACGGAGUGCACGAACCAAGUCAUAGAAGCCUGGAAAGAGUUGUUUAAGUUCAUAACCAGACCAAUGCUGAAUGGUGUAGAAGGGGACGUUUUUUAG